Molecule: messenger RNA, 1289 nt
Organism: Procambarus clarkii (red swamp crayfish)
Lineage: Eukaryota; Metazoa; Arthropoda; Malacostraca; Decapoda; Cambaridae
Product: forkhead box protein D1-like
Biological process (GO): regulation of transcription by RNA polymerase II; cell differentiation; anatomical structure morphogenesis
Molecular function (GO): RNA polymerase II cis-regulatory region sequence-specific DNA binding; DNA-binding transcription factor activity, RNA polymerase II-specific
Source: RefSeq, a predicted model, not a curated record
AGCACUCCGUCUUCUGAGCCAAGUUGCCGGAGUUUUUGAGAGGAGAGGCGAGUGUGUGUCGCUUGGACAGUCGUUUAUCGGAGCGUUGUGCUGUGGUAGUGUUGUGGGGCCGGGCAGGAACAUGCCAGUGUGUGAGGCGGACAUGUCCGACGCCGAGUGUUUGUCGCCAGGGAUCGAGGCUCCUCCCGCCCAUUUUAGCGACGAUGAUGACCCCCGCCCGCCCACAGACGCCCCUGAAGGACAGACGGACGUCGAGGACAAGAAAACCGGCGGGCCGGUGAAGCCGCCUUACUCCUACAUCGCCCUCAUCACCAUGUCCAUCGUGCAGGCGCCGAAGAAGCGGGUGACGCUGAGCGAGAUCUGCGAGUUCAUCAUGAACCGGUUCCCGUACUACAAGGCCAAGUUCCCCGCCUGGCAGAACUCCAUCCGGCACAACCUCUCCCUCAACGACUGCUUCGUCAAGGUGCCACGAGAGCCCGGCAACCCCGGCAAGGGCAACUACUGGACGCUGGACCCGGGUGCCAUAGAUAUGUUCGACAACGGUUCCUUCCUGCGGCGCCGCAAGCGGUACAAGCGGCAGCAUCCCGAUUUCCUGAACGAUCCGCAUGUGUUCUCCCUCCUGGCGACCGGCAUGGUGGACCCGUACCAGCUGCACCAGCACCAGCAGCAGCUGCACCAGCACCACCAGCAGCUGCAGCACCAUCACCAAGCAGCGGCGGCGGCGAUGCUGCUCGGGCCGCACCCGCCCAUGCUGCACCGCCCUGUGCCCUACGCCCACCACCCAUACUUGCCGCCCGCCCACCUCCACCACCACCACCACGCCCUCACGCAACAGGCGGACUUCCUGCGGCAGCUACGGAAUACCCUCGCGCCCGCGUCGCCACCCUCGGGCGGCCAUACGCCCAUGGGCGGCGUGUUGGCGCCCACACCCGUCAAACCCGUGGCGGCAGCGCCUCCGUCGCCGCCCCUGACCCGCCCUGCGCCGCGGCCAGCCUUCACCAUCGACGCCAUCAUGGGGAGAAACCGGUCGCCCACUCCGCCACCCACUUCACCGCCCACGUGCCGCCCAUUGCCUUCGCUGCCUCUAGCCGCCCUCAACCCCGAGCCCUUCUCACGACUGCUAGUGACGCCCUUCUUCUCCCAAGGCCUGGGCCGCCCACUGCCUCCCCACCCACCGAUGCCGCCCACGUCUCUCCCGCCCACUACCAUGUCUCGGUGAGGCCUUCGGUUUUAGUGGGCGGCGUAGUCCUCGCCGCCCCGCCCACCACAUUCCUGUACUCAGGUUCUCA